AUGCACAAGGACUUGCAAGAAAGCAUUCAAUUGCACGGUCUGUACGCCGCUACGGGUGAUCAACGUGCACAGCCGACAAACGAUAUCCUGGAGGAUGUCGAUGAUGCCAGACUGGAGAAGGGCAUCCGCUCGGUAAAUACUACACCGAAAAUCGUGCUACACGACGGCAAGAGAGUGACAGUCCCCGGCGUUAAACCCCAUAAUGUAUCCGAAACCUCUGAACGUCUCGACACAGAUACAGUGUUUAUUGUCGGCUUCGAUGGUCCCGAUGACCAACUAAAUCCCAAAAACUGGUCCACGGGACGGAAAUGGCGGACACUGGGCAUUGUUGGUACUACGGGUAUGCUGGUCGGAUGGGCUUCAUCGAUCGAUUCGACUGUGAUCAAACAAGGACAGGAGGAAUAUGGAGUCAGUGAGGUCGUCGAGUCUCUAGCAACAGCGCUUUUCCUGAUUGCUUUUGGCGUCGGCUCUCUUGUGGCUGCACCCUUUUCUGAGACUGUUGGACGAAACCCGGUUUACAUCGUUACAUUGUUCAUUCUUAUGAUUUUUACAAUGGCAUCAGGGCUUGCACCAAAUCUUGGAGCCCAACUUGCUUUUCGUUUCCUGGCCGGACUGUUUGGCUGUACGCCAAUGACCACCUUUGGCGGCAGUAUGUCCGACAUUUUUGACCCCAUCGAGCGAACAUAUGCCUUUCCAAUUUGCUGCACACUGUCAUUCCUCGGGCCUUUUCUUGCCCCGAUGGUUGGGGCCUUUAUUGGCCAAAGCACGCACAUCAGCUGGCGCUGGACUGAAUGGUGCACGAUGAUCAUGGCUGCGCUAGUGACAUCUGCCAUCUUCCUUUUUGUUCCAGAAACCUAUGGACCAGUACUCCUGGAAUGGAAAGCCAAACACCUGCGUGAAAUCACGGGUGAUCAGCGUUUUGUGGCGGAGUUCGAACUACGACAGACAUCGCUCUUCACUCGGCUGAUGCACAGCUGCUCCCGGCCUUUCGAAUUGUUCUUUAGAGAAAUCAUGGUGGCGCUCUUUACCAUUUAUCUCGUCGUCGUCUAUAUUGUUCUUUUUGGAUUCUUGACGGGCUACGAGUUCAUCUUUGGCGACACAUAUGGCUUCGACCAGGGGUCCGUGGGAUUGACGUUCAUUGGCAUGAACGUAGGUUUCCUAUUUGCAUUUGCCCUAGUGCCUCAUAUCUACUUCGCAUACAAGAAGAGACUGUCGAAAGCCAUUGCAAACGGGGAAAAGAGCCUUCCACCCGAGGAGCGGCUUUGGUUCGCUAUGUACGGUGCUCCUUGGUUGCCAAUCUCUCUCUUCUGGAUGGGUUGGACUAGCUAUCCCUCGGUUUCCUACUGGUCGCCUUUGAUAGCCUCGGUGGCUUUCGGAUUCUCCGUCCAGGGAAUAUUCAUAUCCACAUACCAGUAUCUUAUCGACACGUAUGAACUUUUCGCAGCCAGUGCCCUGGUGAGCGCCACUUUCUUCCGCUACAUCGCUGCUGGUGCUAUGGUCGUCGUGUCAAUCCCAAUGUACAGCAAUUUGGGUGUGCAUUGGUCUCUCACGUUGUUAGGAUGUAUCUCCGCGUUGAUGACACCUGUUCCAUUUGUUUUCUAUAAAUAUGGGCAUUUGAUUCGACAGCGGAAUAGGAAGAGGAGUUGA
Messenger RNA from Penicillium mononematosum, 1647 nucleotides. Its product is annotated as MFS transporter. The transcript has a single exon. Gene Ontology annotation, biological process: transmembrane transport. NCBI's taxonomy places the organism in Eukaryota, Fungi, Ascomycota, Eurotiomycetes, Eurotiales, Aspergillaceae. The record is from RefSeq and is a predicted model, not a curated record. Gene Ontology annotation, molecular function: transmembrane transporter activity. The coding region runs from base 1 to 1647 and encodes 548 amino acids.